UGAUUGUGUAUUGGUUGGUGAAAAACGUGAAACAAAAAUGGUGGAACUCGGUUUGACAGAUGACAAUUUUCCAAACGUAUGUCGGCUGUGCCUGCAAGUGGACGAUUUUAUCGUGGAUAUAUUUCACAAUUUAGAUCCAAAUCCCGAUAAACGGCCGCUCCCGGAACGAAUUUAUGAUUUGUUUCAAGUAAAGGUUGCCAAAUCCGAUGGACUGCCCACUAGCAUUUGCCACACUUGCCUCUACUACACAGAAACCUUUUCGGAAUUCAAAUCAAACGUUCGAAAAUGUGAAGCUCGUCUACAAAAUUACGUAGCAUCACUAGGGAUCUUAGGUAGUAUACAAUCACCAGUGAACGACGAUGGAAUCAAACAGGAAAUAGAGGACGAAGCGAUUGAAGACUACACACGAACGGUACCUAAUGAUAAUAGUCUGGUUACUGUUGUCGAUCCAAAUCAGGACUAUGAAAGUUCCGACGACAGUUUCUCAAUUGAUUCGGAAAAUGAGUUUCCUGAACAGGAUCCAAAGAAAGGUGUUGAGAAGAUUCUUCAAAGCGAAGGAGUUGAGAUAAUCAAUGAGCCCGAUGAGAAGAGCGGGCCGACGUUCAAUGAUAUAGCGGCCGACGGGGUUGAUAGGAAUGUUUACCUUUGUCAGUAUUGUGAUAUGGCAUUUACAGCGCAAUUUGAUUGCUCUGUGCAUGAAGGCGGUCACGAUCAAGCGAACCCAUAUAGCUGUACUUAUUGCGUGUACAAAUGUUCCAGUCGUCAAGUUUUAAUUGCUCAUAUUAAGGAUGUGCAUGAUAACGACAGACCUUAUGUAUGUAUUCAGUGCCAUAAAGGGUUUGGAAGGAGGUCAGAUCUCAAGAAGCAUACGAUCGUGCACACAGGAGUUCGACCCUUCACAUGUCCUGUGUGCAACAAGAAUUUCUCAAGAAACACGAAUCUUACAAAACAUCUCCGAAUUCAUACAGGCCUUAAGCCUCACGUAUGCCAAAAAUGUCCACGAUCUUUCACAACUACUGCGGAUCUAGUUCGUCAUCAAAGAGUGCAUGUCGAUAGCAAGCCGUUCCAGUGUCCUAAAUGUCCCUCAUCGUUCACUCGAAAGGAUAAGCUGAUGCAUCAUGAGAGGGCCCACAUACGGAAGGAGAAGCAGAACACUCCUGUCCCGGCUAUGCCCAACGGCGAGACUGCCAAUCCCGUCAGACAAAUCAACGGAACUGGGCAAGAUAUGGAAAACAUGGUAAUAUCCUUAGAUCCUUAUACGGAUAUGAACCAGGGAGAAAACAGUGCGCAUAAUAACUCAGUGGACUCCUUACAAAACACGCCAAAGAAGCCAAUUGCAACUUUACCUGCACCGGGACAGGAAGGUCGACCUCAGGAACACGUUACCGGGGACGUGGUACUGAACAUUAACUCUGGUGAUGAUUAUAAUAAUGUAUAUUCCUGUGAUUAUUGUCCGCAAAAGUUCACCCUCUUCUCGGCUCUCAUACAUCACAACAGCACACAUAACAAUUUCAAAGGACAUGUUUGCACUGUCUGCUCAAAGCGCUUCAUGAGAAAACGCGAGCUCCAACGCCAUUCAGUGAUUCAUACGGGCCUGAAACCGUAUUCAUGUCGAUUUUGCAACAAACGCUUCAACAGGAAGGACAAAGUUGUACGCCACGAACGUAUUCACACCGAAGAGAAAUUCAAUUGCACUCAAUGCGAACUGGGUUUCUCCAAGCAAGAGGCUUUGGAUAUGCAUUUAAAAGUCCACGAAUUGAAUAACGAAGCAUCACAACAGCAGCAAAUGCAUCAUCACCAACAGUACCAGCAACAUUUCCCGCAGCAUGGACAGUUCCCGCCAUUCCCGUUCCAGCAACAGGGACAGCAAUCGCAUCAGUCCUACUAUCACCAUGGCCAGCCACAAUUUCCGCCGCAUAAUCUGCCCGAGAAUAUUUUGAGGGAUCAUCCGAGCAAUGGAGGUCCUCCCGGCGGAUUAUUACCUCUGCUUCCAAGCGUAUACAUGCCCGGGUUUAUGCCGCCGCAAAUGAAUUUUUACAAUGAACUGCGAAGUGAUGACUGAAAAGAUGGAGCUCGGUGUUAGCUUUUCUGUUUGUUAUUUUUUAUGAUAGAAUUAUUUAACUUUCUUGUCAUAUUAUGAUUGUAAAUUAUGUUAGCAAACAAUAAGAUGGGCCGUUUUUGAGUUCCAGUGCUUAGUCUUGUAAUGAAUUGAGAUGUUUAGCAUUAUUACCAUCCAUUGAACACGUUAUGGCAUGACAGAUUUUAAAUGAAAUAAAUAUUUAAAAUUGUA
Molecule: messenger RNA, 2290 nt
Organism: Hermetia illucens (black soldier fly)
Lineage: Eukaryota; Metazoa; Arthropoda; Insecta; Diptera; Stratiomyidae
Product: zinc finger protein 436-like
Exons: 2
Coding region: 38-2062 (674 amino acids)
Cellular component (GO): nucleus
Molecular function (GO): zinc ion binding
Source: RefSeq, a predicted model, not a curated record